AUGGCGCCUCAGACUUUCACUCACGCGGACGGGCGCAAAACUGAUUACCUCGUCUCAGGGGCGCAGGAUGGGUUUCCCCUCAUCUUCAUCCAUGGCACGCCGGGCUCGUACACCGUCAGCGCAAAGUUCGCCGCCGCAUGUGAAGGGAAGGGCAUCAAGGUGAUUACGCUCUCGAGGGCCGGAUACGGCGGCUCGACGCGGAACAAGGGCAGACGGGUCGUGGACGCCGUAGCGGACAUCCAGGCAGUGCUUGAGCACCUGGGCGUCAAAAAGUGUGUCGUCGGUGGAAAGAGCGGCGGAGGUCCGCACUCUCUGGCCUGCGCGGCUCGGCUGCCAGGCUGCGUGGCCUCGCUGGUUGUUGCUGGUGUUGCCCCCUACGAUGCAGAUGGCCUUGACUUCCUUGCCGGCCAGGGACAGAGCAAUGUGGACGAGUUCGGGGCUGCACUCGAGGGAGAGGAGCCGCUUCAAAAGUUCUGCCAGGCCGAGCGGCCAGGGAUGUUAGCGGCAAGCCCAAAGGGACUGACGGAGGCGAUGGCGACACUCCUGCCCGAGGCGGACAUGAAGGCGAUACUGGAGGACGAGGACACAGGCGUGGAUAUUCUCAAGACGAUACAGGAGGCACUAAGGCUGUCGUGUGAUGGGUGGGUGGACGACGAUCUGGCCUUCACGCGCCCGUGGGGUUUCGAGCUCAGCGAGAUCAAGGUGCCGGUGUUCCUGUACCAGGGCACCGUGGACAAGAUGGUGCCGCUGGCGCAUGGGGAGUGGCUGGCUGCUCACCUCCCGGAAGGUAAGGUGAAGGCACGUCUGCUGGAGGGCGAGGGGCACAUUUCUAUUUUCUCGGCGUACAUGAACGAGAUGCUAGACAACCUUUUGGCUGUGGCGAAGGAGUAG
This is a messenger RNA of Diaporthe amygdali, 891 nucleotides long. Its product is annotated as lpha beta hydrolase. The transcript is spliced from 3 exons. The record is from RefSeq and is a predicted model, not a curated record. Bases 1 to 891 code for a protein of 296 amino acids. Lineage: Eukaryota; Fungi; Ascomycota; Sordariomycetes; Diaporthales; Diaporthaceae.